UUUCCUGCCCUCUUCUUUUUAGCUCCAUUCUUCAUUCAAUCCCUCCCCCACAUUUUCACGCACCCGAUCUACGCACACCCCCUCAUAACGAAGAAACAAUAAUGGCCGGAAGCGGUGUCGUAACGGUCUAUGGCAACGGUGCAAUCACCGAGACCGCAAAGAAAUCCCCUUUCUCCGUCAAAGUGGGCCUUGCCCAGAUGCUCCGUGGCGGCGUUAUCAUGGACGUUGUCACCCCCGAGCAGGCCCGCAUCGCCGAAGAGGCUGGUGCAUGCGCCGUCAUGGCCCUCGAGCGUGUCCCCGCCGACAUCCGCUCCCAGGGCGGCGUCGCCCGCAUGUCCGACCCUCAGCUCAUCAAAGAAAUCAAGCAAGCCGUUACCAUCCCCGUCAUGGCCAAGGCCCGGAUUGGCCAUUUCGUCGAGGCCCAAAUCCUCGAGGCCAUCGGAAUCGAUUACGUCGACGAGUCGGAGGUCCUCACCCCUGCCGACGACGAAAACCACAUUAAUAAGCAUAAUUUCCGCAUCCCUUUUGUCUGCGGCUGCCGCAACCUUGGGGAAGCCCUCCGCCGCAUUAGGGAAGGCGCCGCCAUGAUUCGUACCAAAGGGGAGGCCGGCACUGGUAACAUCAUCGAGGCCGUCCGCCACGUCCGCUCCGUGAUGGGUGAUAUCAGAGUCCUCCGAAACAUGGAUGACGAUGAGGUCUUCUCGUUUGCCAAAAAAAUUCAGUCCCCGUAUGACUUGGUGAUGCAGACCAAGCAAUUGGGGAGGCUUCCGGUCGUCCACUUUGCAGCCGGAGGAGUUGCGACGCCGGCGGAUGCGGCGCUGAUGAUGCAGCUGGGAUGUGACGGGGUGUUCGUGGGCUCAGGGGUGUUCAAGAGCGGAGAUCCGGCGAGGCGGGCGAGGGCGAUUGUGCAGGCGGUCACGCAUUAUAGCGACCCGGAGGUGCUGGCGGACGUGAGCUGCGGGCUUGGCGAGGCUAUGGUAGGCAUUAAUCUUAAUGAUGAUAAGGUUGAGAGGUAUGCGAACCGCUCAGAGUAAAAUAUGUGGUGAGGUGAUGACCGGGAAGAAAAGACCUGAUUGAAUUGGAUUUCUGAUAGUAUUAGUGAUUAUAGCCUGUGAGAUGAGGGCUAAAGGAACCUCUUUCAUGCGUAGACCAACAGUUUACUAUCUGUAGUUUAGCUUCCUUUACUACCAUUUGUGUUGUUAGGUUUCGAUGUUUCGUAUGAUUGGAAUUUGGAAAUACGUUUUAAUUGAUUUUUUUUUUUAAUUUCUAUCUGUUUCAGCUCGUAGUAGA
Molecule: messenger RNA, 1290 nt
Organism: Coffea eugenioides
Lineage: Eukaryota; Viridiplantae; Streptophyta; Magnoliopsida; Gentianales; Rubiaceae
Product: probable pyridoxal 5'-phosphate synthase subunit PDX1
Exons: 1
Coding region: 102-1034 (310 amino acids)
Biological process (GO): pyridoxine biosynthetic process; amino acid metabolic process; pyridoxal 5'-phosphate biosynthetic process
Molecular function (GO): amine-lyase activity
Source: RefSeq, a predicted model, not a curated record